Penicillium egyptiacum is the source of this 750-nucleotide messenger RNA. Lineage: Eukaryota; Fungi; Ascomycota; Eurotiomycetes; Eurotiales; Aspergillaceae. The record is from the annotation of a GenBank genome assembly.
AUGUUUAGGCGCCCGAAACAGACCGAGCCCGACAGGCUCUCAAUGAAACUUCGCGAGACACUUCAACCUCUUACGGUGAUUCCUUGGGGAGCGCUUGCAAUGUGGUAUCUGGGUGUCGCCAUCGGCGUUGGGGCCCCCAUGAUUGUGGUGCAAGACGACGACUACAGAGCCGCCAUUGAAAGGCUUGAGAGGGCAGGAUUCAACCGAACUGUUCCAAAUCGCGCCCCUCCUCCCGAAAUCAUGGAGGACCAUCCAAACCCUCAGCAGAUGUUGGAGGAAAUAAAUGCUGGUUAUACAGGCUUGGAUCGGUCUUGUGCAGUAUUUGAUUAUCCACAUGGUGAUCCAGGAAAAGACAUGCAGCUGUACUUGUUUCCGAACUCCUUCGCGCACCUUUUUCAAGAAGACAUUCCUCACCCUUCGACGGAAAUGGAAACCUACGGCAAUUUGCAUUACCCACUAGAACAGGCGCUAGUGGAAAGCUUUGUUAAGGCUGCGAUCGAUGAAGAAACAGAGACGGGCUUUUCUGCGUGGGGCGAAACACUGAGAACAUGGGUAUCUCAUAUGACAGGAUACCUAGAGGUCGAUAAUGAUAUCCUUGACCAUUGUCCGAAUAAAAAGGCAGUGGAAUGGUAUAGUGAAAGGUUUGGUCGAAUCCGUGAGGCCAAUUUCGGUCCCAUUGAUCGACGCAUUUCGAAACGUCUCGGCUCGGGAAAAGAGAUGCCAGUAGAUAUGAGGGGGAAUCCUAUUUGA